Penicillium oxalicum is the source of this 1260-nucleotide messenger RNA. Its product is annotated as Tim22-complex subunit TIM54. NCBI's taxonomy places the organism in Eukaryota, Fungi, Ascomycota, Eurotiomycetes, Eurotiales, Aspergillaceae. The transcript is spliced from 2 exons. Gene Ontology annotation, biological process: sphingosine biosynthetic process. The record is from RefSeq and is a predicted model, not a curated record. Gene Ontology annotation, cellular component: membrane; cytoplasm; intracellular membrane-bounded organelle. The coding region runs from base 1 to 1260 and encodes 419 amino acids.
AUGGCCGAUUCAUCCACUUCUGGCGCCACUCCUGGUGCUGGCCAGCCCAAGGCUGCCCCACGGCCACCAAAUCCAGUCUUCAAGAUGAUGGGCAUGCCGAACAUCCGCAUGAAACUCCCGUCUCGGAACUGGAUGAUCUUCUUCACAAUCACUGGCUCCUUUGCCGGUGCCGUUAUUUACGACCGCCGUGAAAAACGCCGCUCACAACAAAAAUGGUGUGAACUCGUCUCUCACAUCGCCAAUGAGCCAUUGGGGGUGGAUCAGAUGCGUCGCAAGUUGACUAUUUACCUGGCGGCACCCCCGGGAGAUGGUCUUCGUGUGGCGAGAGACCAUUUCAAAGAAUAUGUGAAGCCAAUCCUGACAGCCGCUGCCCUGGAUUAUACGGUCGUUGAAGGCCGCCGCGAGGGAGAGGUUCGUGCUAGCACCGCAGAGACCAUCCGCAAGUUGAGGCGCAAGGCCGGGGAACACAGCUCGGUGGUUGAGGAGCCGAGCGUCGAGUCUGCAGUUCUGGACAUGCGUGAGCGUAUGGGGAUCAAGGACGAGAGUGGCCCUAAGGGUGAUCUGGUGAUCGGCCGGCACACUUGGAAGGAAUAUGUGCGUGGCUUGCAUGAAGGUUGGCUGGGACCGUUAGAUCCUCCAUCUCAGCCAAUUGUGGAGAAGCCAAUUGUCGAGUCGCUCGAAGAGACUUUAAAAGACACCGCAGGCGGUGAUACACCCUCUGAUGACGGCUCGGCCACCACGGAGCAAAAGCCCGACGAGGGUGAGAAGAAGGAAGAGAAGCGCUCUAAAUUCGCCGGUCCCGCUCCAGCCUAUAUUUCUCCCGCCGCAUACUCCGAAGCUCAUCUUCCAUCGUCACUCCCGCAAACCUUUGAUGGCUCUGCUCCCAUCGAAUUUCCCCACAUCUUGGGCUUCCUGAAUACCCCGAUCCGCUUGUACCGCUACCUUAAUCAACGUCACCUUGCUGAGAAUAUUGGUCGAGACGUCGCAGCGCUGGUUCUCGCCGCUCACACCCGACCUUAUCAGGACUCCAGUCCACUGACCGACGACUCCCUCGCCGAAUACGCACAGGGCACUGCCGAGCAGCAAACUGUUCUCGAGCUGGAAGAGAAGGAAUGGCACAAGUCCGUGCACAAGCCUGAUGAGCACAAUCCCGACAAGGAGCGUGAAUGGCUGGCAAACAUCGUGCUGGAUCAGCGAAUCGCCUCGCGCAUGCAGCGUGCCAUCCUCUCCCUGAAGAUGAAGCGCGCGCUCAGCGCGUAG